UGCUAGCAGAGCUAGCUUGUUGUUGUUCUGGUGUGCGAGGAGAAUAUUUGAGGCUCUGCAGUAAAAAUGUCUUCACUUCAGUCUCUGGGAGAGUUGAUCAGCUAAAGCGACUAACUGCUGCUGCUGCAGAAAUCUUCUCACCAGGCUGUGGAAACUUUCUUCUCCUCCUCAACAACUUGGUGGAGUUCUUUCCAGAACCAGAGAAGAUAUUCUGCGGUCUUCGUGACAAUCGGAGCUCCAGAAUCAGGUUGUGGCUGUUAGCUAAACACGGCUAAAGAAAACCUGCUACCACUUCAGGAUCAUCCAUCAGCUGGGACUGAUUCAUCGUGUGUUCUUCACCACCUGGACCUGGACAGCAUGGACACAGAAACAGUCAGCCGUAACAGAACAUUGCUUAAGAGAAAACCAUAUAAUGGACUGGGACAGCACACGGAUCAUAACCACUGAACAACAAAAAUACAAAAGAUGGAUCAAGGAAGCAAUAGAGAUAAGGAGACGUGGAUGUGGGACCAUGAACAGGGACGACGGAGUUUACACGCUGGACCACGCAUGGGACUGCAUCGUCGGAGAGGGGAGAGCGGGCAGUAGAGGGCGACAACGUCCUCUGCUGCCCGCAGAUAAACGGAGAAGGAAGUGACGCGCCACCAUCAGCGUCAGCCUGAAGAAGCCGGCAGCUGUCGGCGAAACCGUAGCUACAAACAGAUGUUCCACAGCUGGUGCUGGUUAAAGAAGAAGCUCCUGAAGAACAGAGUGCUGGUGUGGACCAGCAGGACCCAGAACACCUCCACAUAAAGGAGGAACAGGAGGAGCUCUGGACCAGUCUGGAGGGAGAGCAUCUCUGUUUGAAGAAGGAGACUGAAGCUGUCGGGUUUCCUGUUACUGCUGUUUCUAUAAAGAGUGAGGAUGAUGAAGAGAAACCUCUGGUCUCACAGCUUCAUCAGCAGCAAAUAGAAGACAGAGAUGUUCCAACCAGCAGCUCAGCUGACCAGAUGGCAGCAGAAACUGGUGGAGGAGCAGGAACUAGCAGGAACCCAGAUCUGAACCCUCAUGAACAAACACCUGAUUCUUCAGAGACUGAAGUUAGUGGAGAUGAUGAUGAUGAUGAUGGUGUGAAUCUGGACUCUGAGCUGUCAGACUCUGGGUCUGAAACUGGAGAUGAAGAUGAUGACUGGAAUGAGAGCAGGUCUUCUGAGUCAGAUGAUGUUCCACAGCUGGCGCUGGUUAAAGAAGAAGCUCCUGAAGAACAGAGUGCUGGUGUGGACCAGCAGGACCCAGAACACCUCCACAUAAAGGAGGAACAGGAGGAGCUCUGGACCAGUCUGGAGGGAGAGCAUCUCUGUUUGAAGGAGGAGACUGAAGCUGUCGGGUUUCCUGUUACUGCUGUUUCUAUAAAGAGUGAGGAUGAUGAAGAGAAACCUCUGGUCUCACAGCUUCAUCAGCAGCAAAUAGAAGACAGAGAUGUUCCAACCAGCAGCUCAGCUGACCAGAUGGCAGCAGAAACUGGUGGAGGAGCAGGAACUAGCAGGAACCCAGAUCUGAACCCUCAUGAACAAACAUCUGAUUCUUCAGAGACUGAAGUUAGUGGAGAUGAUGAUGAUGAAGAUGAUGAUGAUGAUGAUGAUGAUGAUGAUGUGAAUCUGGACUCUGAGCUGUCAGACUCUGGGUCUGAAACUGGAGAUGAAGAUGAUGACUGGAAUGAGAGCAGGUCUUCUGAGUCAGAUGUUUCAAGGAAGAGAGAAGAGACGGAUGAGAAACCUCUGCUCUUACAUUUCCACAACCAUCAAAUGAAAGACGGAGGUGUCCCAACCAGCAGCUUGGCUGGGCAGAUGUCAGCAAAAGUUGGUGGAGGAGCAGAAACUAUCAAGAACCUAGAUCUGGACCCUAAUGAAAAGACAUCCGAUUCUUCAGAGAUUGAAGUUAGUGGAGAAGAUGAUGAUGAUGUGAAUCUAGACACUGAGCGUUCAGACUCUGGGCCUGAAACUGGAAACGGAGACCAUGGCUGUAAUGAGAACAAGUCUUCGGAGUCAGAUAUUAAGACCGUCAACAAAUCAUUUAGCUGCCCUGUGUGUGGUAUACGGUUCCUCCACAAGUGGUCUCUUCAGAAACAUGUGAGAGUGACAAGUUAUUCAGCAGUAAAGUCUUCAGAAUGUUCGGUUAAUACAAAAUGUGUGAAAGAGAAGCAACAUGGAGGCUCAUGUAGAAAAGUCCAGAAAGAACGAAAAUUAUUUAGUUGUGAUGACUGUGGAAAAAGAUUUAGUCUAAAGUCCAAAUUAACCCGUCAUAUGAAAGACCACACCGGGCAGAAGCCUUUUGCCUGUGAGCUCUGUGGAUACAGAUGUACCCAAAAGUCACAUUUAAAUGAUCACAUGAAAGUCCACACAGGAGAGAAGCUGUUUGCCUGUGAGCUCUGCGAAUACAGAUGUACCCAUAAGGCAAAUUUAAACACACACAUAAGAGUCCACACAGGAGAGAAGCCGUUUGCCUGUGAGCUCUGUGUAUACAGAUGUACCAAAAAGGGAAGUUUAAAAACACACAUGAGAGUCCACACAGGAGAGAAGCCGUUUGCCUGUGAGCUCUGUGGAUACAGAUGUACCAAAAAGGGAAGUUUAAAAACACACAUGAGAGUCCACACAGGAGAGAAGCCGUUUGCCUGUGAGCUCUGUGGAUACAGAUGUACCAAAAAGUCACAUUUAAAUGAUCACAUGAGAGUCCACACAGGGGAGAAGCCUUUUGCCUGUGAGCUCUGUGGAUACAGAUGUACCAAAAAGGGAAGUUUAAAAACACACAUGAGAGUCCACACAGGAGAGAAGCCUUUUGCCUGUGAGCUCUGCGAAUUCAGAUGUACCCAAAAGGCAAGUUUAAAAACACACAUUAGAGUCCACACAGGAGAGAAGCCGUUUGCCUGUGAGCUCUGCGAAUUCAGAUGUACCCAAAAAGCAAGUUUAAACACACACAUUAGAGUCCACACAGGAGAGAAGCUUUUUACCUGUGAGCUCUGCGAAUACAGAUGUACCCAAAAGGCAAAUUUAAACAAACACAUGAGAGUCCACACAGGAGAGAAGCCGUUUGCCUGUGAGCUCUGCGAGUACAGAUGUACCCAUAAGGCAAGUUUAAAAACACACAUGAGAGUCCACACAGGAGAGAAGCCGUUUGCCUGUGAGCUCUGCGAGUACAGAUGUACCCAUAAGGCAAGUUUAAAAACACACAUGAGAGUCCACACAGGAGAGAAGCCGUUUGCCUGUGAGCUCUGCGAAUACAGAUGUACCCAAAAGUCAAAUUUAAACAAUCACAUGAGAGUCCACACAGGAGAGAAGCCGUUUGCCUGUGAGCUCUGUGGAUACAAAUGUACCAAAAAGGGAAGUUUAAAAACACACAUGAGAGUCCACACAGGAGAGAAGCCUUUUGCCUGUGAGCUCUGUGGACAAAGAUUUAGCCAAAAGACAAAUUUAAAGAGACAUACGAGCAUCCACACGAGGCUCGAAGGAUUUAUUUAACAACAGUACUUCCAAAUGUACUAUUUAGUUUUUUUUUAACAACCUUAAUAUUAGUCUUGUACCUCUGCUCAAGUAUCGUUGAUCAAGUCCGUACUCGGCCUUUGAGCCACCUCUUCUUUUGAUUUUCAUUUUCAAAUCUCCUUUGUUUUUUAAUCUCAGACCUUAACCAAACAUUUGAGAUGUUCAUUCAUGAAUUCUGAGUACAAAAAAUAUUACUUAAAUAUUAAGAAAAAACUGUUUUACCCUCCUGUAUUUAAGAAACAGACAAGAUAGACACAUGAUGGUUGUAGUACAUAACCCACUGCAAUUUAAAGCUGUUAGAUACCGGUGGCAUCUGCUUUAAAUAAUUUAUCUGUAUAUAAAGUAAUAGCAUACAAUGUUGUAAUAACUGCAGCUUAAAAAGAAUGUGUCUUUAUUCAUUUGGAGCCCCUAAUGGGCGGCGUACACUAUGCGACUUUUUCACUUUGUUGAGCCGAUUUUCCAGUCGUGCGAGAAUCCACGACAUCGGGGCGAGUUUUGCGCCGAGCGGUCGUGUAGUGUACAGGGGGUUACGAGAGGCGAUUAACACCACGUGACCAGCUGCCGAUCAGCAGUCGUGAGGUCGCACGGACUUCUGGCGUGUUUAAUAUUUCGCUCGUCCCUCGUGAGGGUAUCGCACUGUUGAAGCGGCACUGCGAGCAGCUGCGACCCAAAAAGUAUCAGAACCGCUCACGGCGCAUUGCGCAAUCCUGCAUCAACACCGCUCGCUCGCUAUUUCCCUAAUAACACACGUUGUUCGUUUUUGUUUCUACACGUUUUUUUUUACUCACAAAGAUUGUCAAGAAAGCGUGUUUGUCGUGUUCAUGUCAAAUUAAACUGAUCACAAAACACAGAUUUACUUUCUUUAUUUCGUUUUCCUCAUCCAACCCCCAUAAAUCCCUGUGUGUCCUCCUGCAGCGCUCCCGAAGGACAACAGGCAAAACAAGACAAAAAAGUCUGACGUGUUGUGUAAAAAUUGCUAUUUUUAGCAUAUUUUUAGGUCCGACGUGUUGCUACCAGACGUACAGUGUGAGCAGUCAGGUCGCAUCCAAGAACUGGGUCGUACAGUGUGAGCACACGACUCGUGAGAUCUGCUCUGCGAGGAAGUCGUACAGUUUGAGCUGAAGCUGAACCCUGCGAGUGAAAAAGUCGCACAGUGUCCGCCCGGUUUAAGAAGAAAUCCCACCUUAAAGGCUGUGGAGAGACAGCUGGGACUGUUGUCAAGAAGUCAUAAAUUACAAGGCGACUCUGUGGAGACUCCAUUCUCCUACAAUAACAUUUUGCUAUUAUAAGCAGGCUUAGGAAUGUGCCUGCACCAGAGUUUUUAGAGAUGCUGUUGCAGAGUUAUAAGCAGUGGACAGAUGCUGGAAAGACAGAACCACUUUUGGGCUGCAUGGUUCUCCACCGGUGUACCGAUGCUUGUAUUAACAUGGACUAGAUUGUAAUAAACCGGUUAUCUUUUUUAACUCAAA
Nothobranchius furzeri (turquoise killifish) is the source of this 4984-nucleotide messenger RNA. NCBI's taxonomy places the organism in Eukaryota, Metazoa, Chordata, Actinopteri, Cyprinodontiformes, Nothobranchiidae. The record is from RefSeq and is a predicted model, not a curated record.